Molecule: messenger RNA, 1140 nt
Organism: Candidula unifasciata
Lineage: Eukaryota; Metazoa; Mollusca; Gastropoda; Stylommatophora; Geomitridae
Source: the annotation of a GenBank genome assembly
AUGGCUCGGCCAAAAUCACCUCGUGAAGUUAGGAGACGCCAGAAAGCUGAUGAUACUUAUACGGAUAGCGACGGAAGCUCAGAGGGCGAGAACUCCCACUCUCGACAGGAUGAUGACAGAAGCAACAACUCACAUAGAAACACCUCCAGCCACAAAUAUCUGAAUGUGAGCUCCAGGUCUGACCUGAGUCAUCACAGUGAUCUGAACAGCUCUGCAGAAACACACAGACAUACUUCUAGAUCGAAUACAUCCACAUCUUCGGAAGCUGACAGCCUAGAUAGAGCCUCAGAUAGAAAUGCAUCUAAAUCUCCUCGAAUGUACCCAUCAUUGAAAGGGUUUUAUGAAAGUGAGCAGUCAUCUGUAGAUAGUCCUCAAGAAGUACCAUCAAAGAACACAUCUUCUUGGUUACCGUUAUGUGUUGUCCUGGGUAUUUUGUUAGGGAUAGCCAUUUUCUUGUAUUUAAACCAGUCUUCUGUGGAACCAAGUUCUGCAGAUGGUCCUGUGCCACCAUUUCACAGAUUUACUGGGCAUGUAAGUAGCUUGGAGCAGCUUUUACCGAACCAGAACAAACGGUUGUGGAAAACAAUCAAAGCGUCAACCAAGCAUGUUUUAAAUGAUGCCGAUUCCGAUUACCCAGUGGUCAUUCUCAUGGCUUCACCGACUAAGUAUGAACGUAUAUCAAAAUGCAUUGCUAAAAAAAUUACGGAAAAUUUUCAACAGUCUCUGGGUUUAGCCCCAGCUGAAUCAGUAGCUGAUGUUGGCAGAUUCAGACAUCUAGAUCCACCUUUACAGAAACAGAAGUUAGAUGAGUACCUGCAUUUGACUUUCAGUGACAGUCAGAAAAAGUCCUUUGUUAUUGACAACUUGCAGUUGCUUCACCCAGAAGCUGCCUUGAUGCUGCAUGGCUAUUGUGAUAAUGACAAUGCCCCUUACAAGGAUGUUAUGAUGGUGCUUUUGUUGUACGUUGAUGAGCAUAAGGUCAUGGACUACAGCAGUGCUUCUAUCGAAAGUUAUCUGGAACAGUUAUGGAGUCAAGGGUUGGAGAUUGAUAAAGUGAAGGCCUUGUUGAGUCGUGUGGCUAAUAAUAUUGUGACCGUUGAGAUGGAAGAUGAGGACACAUUAAGUAAGGUCUGUUCAUAG